AUGGGUCUUAUCACUUGUGCAAUUCUGAAUAUUUUAUGGUGUUGGACUGUGAUUGAAAUUGUACCCCAACACUGUACACCAAUGAUUGAAACUAACCAGUCUUCUCAUUCUCCAGUUACAUGCAACUCAUUAGAAAGUGCAAAAGAAAAUGGAGAAAUCUCAACAAAACCACUGAUAAGAAUCAUGCGCCAUAAACAUCUGUCUUUCUUUUGGGUGUCCAAAGUUGUUGAAGUGUUUAUACUAAUAAGCAUUACUGUCUCUUUUCUGACUAUUGGUAUUGGCAUGCAUCAUAUGAUUUCUGGCAUUGUUGAAUCCAAUUUGUCAGCCUGUUUUUUAUCAAAAUAUACAGAACAAUCCCCUAAAAUUGUGAAUAUUGGCAAAAAAUGUAUUUCAAGUUUUCUCUCAUUAAUACUAUUUGGAAUAAUAUUUAUAAAUUCUGUGUUGAACCCAAAGGGAUUUCUUGAUGUAAUUGAGAAAUACACAUCAGUUGUCGCAAACAUUGAGAAAGUUUUAGUUUUUAUGAUGUUCAUGGCUACAAGAAACAAAGAAAAUAACAAAGUGAAGAUUCCUCUUCCCUUAUCCAACAUGGUGAUGCCUUUCAUCUUUCUUCUUCCUAUAUAUUUUGGAUUUGCCAUUGGCUAUGAUAUUUAUUUCUCAGUUAUGUCUUAUUUGCAUCAUGAAACAGACGAGUCACAUCUACCUGAACUUCAACAACAUUUGCAUCACAACUUAUCUCUUUUGAAUGUUUUUUCACCUCUUCAUGUUAAUGUAACAUGCUAA
This is a messenger RNA of Acanthosepion pharaonis, 780 nucleotides long. The record is from the annotation of a GenBank genome assembly. Lineage: Eukaryota; Metazoa; Mollusca; Cephalopoda; Sepiida; Sepiidae.